Messenger RNA from Austrofundulus limnaeus, 2026 nucleotides. RefSeq names its product splA/ryanodine receptor domain and SOCS box containing 3b (gene spsb3b). The transcript has 7 exons. Gene Ontology annotation, molecular function: protein binding. Gene Ontology annotation, cellular component: SCF ubiquitin ligase complex. The record is from RefSeq and is a predicted model, not a curated record. Gene Ontology annotation, biological process: proteasome-mediated ubiquitin-dependent protein catabolic process. Bases 312 to 1625 code for a protein of 437 amino acids. NCBI's taxonomy places the organism in Eukaryota, Metazoa, Chordata, Actinopteri, Cyprinodontiformes, Rivulidae.
AAAAAUCGCUGUAGAGUUGUUCCAAAAGCCAGACGUUUGGAAAACAUUUUUUUCUUGUACAAAAUGCUGAGAUAAUCRGAAUCUCACACGAUACGUCUACAAAAUGCUGAGAUAAUCAGAACCUCACAUGCGUCUUGAUAUUAGCAUUCAAGCAGACGUAGCCAGAUCAAUUUCCACGAACUCCUCCUCCGCUCAGCUGUAAUCCAAUAGGAGCUGAGCGAAGGAGUGGAGAAGUUGUGUUUACGUCUAUCCUGCCUGGAAGUGGGACAGAGUGCACACUGCAGCUGUCACACAGGAGGACAGGCAGGCAAAUGAGGCACUGCAAGACAGUGUACAGGAAGACCAGUGUAAGAGCUGCCAUGCUGAGACGAGGCAGAAACAGCAGAACUCGACAUUUGGCCUGGAGUGACACGCGGCAGGAGACAGAUGUCAUGGCUGCAGACUAUUCCACCGACAGUGAUGAGCAGGAGAGCCAAACAGCGACACAGAUCAGCGAUUUGGAGUGGGAGGUGGGUUACCCCAACAGACCAGCGAGCGUCUCAGAGGUGGUCCCCCUGCCCAGCAAGCCACCAGCGAUGGAGGAGACCUUCUACCUCUGUGAGCCACAGGACGAGGUCAGCCCAGGUGUGGGGGUCACCCCUGACUGUGUCUGUGGGGAGAAGGAUCAGGGGUUUCACUGGGUGUGGGAUGAGUGCUGCAAGUCGUCCGGAGCGUUCCUCAGCUGUGACGACAGGAAGGUGAGCUUUCACUCAGACUACAGCUGCGGCACGGCUGCCAUCCGCGGCACCAAGGAGCUGUCAGACGGUCAGCACUACUGGGAGGUGAAGAUGACCUCUCCGGUCUAUGGAACAGAUAUGAUGGUGGGGAUCGGAACCUCUGAGGUGAACCUGGAGAUGUUCAAAUACAGCUUUGGCAGCCUGCUGGGUUACGAUGAAGACAGCUGGGGUCUUUCCUACACGGGUCUGCUCCAACACAAAGGGGACAAAGUGAAAUUCUCUUCUCGGUUCAGUCAGGGCUCGAUCAUCGGAGUGCAUCUGGACACGUGGCACGGCACCCUGACUUUCUACAAGAACCGCCACUGCAUAGGUGUCGCAGCCACCAGGCUGCAGAACAAGAAGUUCUACCCCAUGGUGUGUUCCACAGCAGCUAAGAGCAGCAUGAAGGUCAUCCGUGCCUGCUACACGCCCACCUCCCUACAGUACCUCUGCUGUGCUCAGCUGCGCCAGACGUGGCCCCGUUGUCCAGACGUAGUCACCGCCCUGGACCUGCCCCCGGGCCUGCGCAGCCUCCUGCAGAACCACCUGGGCUGGGUCUUCACCCUCAGCAGCUGCAGCAGCAGCAGCGACCUCGACUCUUCAGAGGAGACGUACUUCUCUGAUUCCUGCCAGCAGGAUGCGGACGAGCAGACCAGCGUGCCUUCCAGCCCCGUCACCACCCUGAGUGCCUGCGCCUCCCUCAGCCCCGACCCGUUCCCCGACACGCCCCUCUACGACUGCCCCUGUCCCCCGUCUCAUCAGACUCACCCGGCAGCGUGCCACUGCCCCCCAACGCCGCCGAGCAGCGACUACGACAGCUGCUGCUCCGAGCCCGAGGAUUAUCAGUGCAAGAGGUGUCGCUGGACAUGACGAGGGCGUUUUCCCCGAAACAUUGUCCACGGCUUUCCUCCCACUGCCACUCAGAGCCAUCGUUCAGUGCAUCGAUUCUUCUUCAACUGAGAAACAUGAGUAAGAAUGUGAUCAAAGGGCUGUUUUAGCCAAUUUAUUUUGCUAAGAUUAUUAUUUUUUACAUUUAAACUUACGCCUGUCAGCAGAUUAGCCAAACAGGGAAAAGAAAAACAACAUAAUAGUUUUAUUCUCAGGUCUAGACUCCAAGAGAAGAGCCGCUUUUUAACACCGUAAAUCAUUUGAUGGCUGUCCGUUCUUACAAGAGUUUUUUUUUUCUACUAUUUUUUUAUAUCUUAUUUACAGUUAUUUGAAUAUAAGCUUUCUUACUCAGGCUGUUCUGUAAAAUAAAUCAAAACUAGAAA